This is a messenger RNA of Diatraea saccharalis (sugarcane borer), 2266 nucleotides long. The record is from the annotation of a GenBank genome assembly. Lineage: Eukaryota; Metazoa; Arthropoda; Insecta; Lepidoptera; Crambidae.
UGACGUUAGCAAAUAACGAGUUCAAAAGCUUCUCUCAAUCAAUAACGAUCUUAUACAAUUCAAUAAUGCAAAUAUACCUAAAUAAAUAUUUCAUUUGUUUCAGAUUGACACGCAGUAAACGACGAAUUAGUAAACUAAGAAGGACAUCAUGAACCGACACGAGUUACUGCUCACUUGACGGUAGCCUCUUCAAUUGAAAAUUCAAAUAUUCAAAUAAAGGAGCACUAUGAGACGCGAGCAUUUAAAACAUAGUCUGACCCAUCGCAUACGACAUUCAUAUAAACAUGAUAAGUUCCAGCUUGGCUGGUUUAUGAUGCCGAGUUAAGAAUACUACAAAAUUAUGCCGACCGAAACAUGGGCCACAGAUGAGCCGUUUUACAAUGACAGUUUUAACGAAUUUACCAAUAAUAACUAUACCAAUGCCACAGAUCCAAUCGAAGACAAGGCGAUUCAAGCCGCAUUUUGUGUUGCAUACACCAUUAUUUUUGUCGUAGGAAUCUUUGGUAACGCCAUAGUAUGUUACGCUGUCAUAAGGAACCGAGCAAUGCAAACUGUAACUAACUUGUUCAUCACGAACCUCGCAUUAUCGGACAUAUUAUUAUGCGUAUUUGCAGUACCUUUUACGCCUCUUUACACUUUCUUGGGCAGAUGGGUCUUCGGUGGCUUGUUAUGCCACAUUAUGCCUUAUGCUCAAGGAUGUAGCGUCUAUAUUUCUACGCUCACUCUCACUUCCAUCGCCAUCGAUAGAUUCUUCGUUAUCAUUUAUCCGUUUAAGCCUCGCAUGAAACUUAAAACCUGCAUUGGUUUAAUAAUAUUUAUAUGGGUAUUCGCCUUAUCUGUCACUUUCCCUUAUGGUUAUUAUAUGGCGUUGCAAGACGUUUAUUGCGCAGAAGAAUGGCCCAGUGAUCAAAUACGAAAAGCCUUCGGCGCUGUCACUACUAUCAUGCAAUUCGUCGUACCUUUUAUUGUAAUGGCAUUCUGUUAUACUUGUGUCAGUAUAAAACUCAACGACCGACUGAAAUCUAGACCAGGAAGUAAGAACAGUAAAAAGGAAGACGCCGAGAGAGAAAGGAAGAGGAGAACGAACAGAAUGCUUAUAGCAAUGGUUGCCAUUUUCGGUUUAUCAUGGUUACCUUUAAAUUUAAUUAAUAUUUGUAGUGAUUUCUACUCAUUAACUGAAGACUGGACGUAUUAUAUGGUAUUGUUUUUUGUAGCACACUUCAUAGCCAUGUCUUCCACUUGUUAUAAUCCAUUUUUGUACGCCUGGUUGAAUGAAAAUUUCCGUAAAGAGUUCAAGCAGAUACUGCCAUGCUUAGGAGCAUUAGUAACAAAGAAAUCAAAAAGAAAAUUUAACCAAUCAGAAAGAACUGGUGCUUUCCGUUCAGAGAAAACUUGUAAUGGCAAUGAUACUGUACAAGAAUCAUUACUUACAUCGACUGUAAAUAAAUUGCCAUCGCUAAGAUAUAAAAUAGAGUUCAAUGAGCAAAUGAAAUGCUUCGACGACGAAGGAAUAGAAAAUAUAAGUCCGGAUGAGAAACCAGAAGAUAAUCCGAGUCAUAAUGAAGAAGACUGUGUAAAUAUGUAUAUGUUUGUAGAUAAAACUGUUCUCACAUCAGAUAAGGAACCAAUUGUAUCAGCUCUGUAGCUUUGUCGGUAAAUUCCGGUGGCGUUCAUCAGGAACACCUACUUUGUUUUAAUUAGUGACGAGCGACUAAACUUCAAAAUGUAUGCAAAUUCAUCCCAUAGGUAAUCGAAUUUAUUUCAGCAAGAAGUUCUAUUUAAAAUUGCAUUAAAAUUUUGUCGGGCAUUUAGUAUUCAUAGAAUAUUAAAAUCAGUUUUAAAACCCUUCCCUUUAGAGUUCACUUAGUCUGCGUAAUGACGAUAGCUUUUAAGAAUUAUGUAUUUAAAUUAAUAUGGUUAGGUAAAUGUAUAAAAAAUGUAUCCAAUUCAAUAUCAGAGAUUAGAUGUUUGUUAUGUUGUAAAUAUAGUUAAUCGUUUAGAUAUUUAAAACAAAAAGUAUUUCCGUCAUUUAUAGUUUUGUAAAACUAUGAGCCCAUUGACGAAAAAACUUUUUCUAUUGUUGUAAUCAAAUAAUUGUAUGUAUGUAAAAAUAGUGACUGCAUGUUUAUAUAGUAUUAUAAUGAAGAUAUUUUUUAUAAUUGUACAAUAAUGUAAAAUGUUUAAAAGGCCUUGUAAUUAAUGUCAAUGGAUGAGAAUAUGUGCAAUUUACUGUAAUUAAUCAAUAAAGUAUACCGAGAGAAUUGAU